Messenger RNA from Triplophysa dalaica, 1812 nucleotides. RefSeq names its product RERG/RAS-like a (gene rergla). NCBI's taxonomy places the organism in Eukaryota, Metazoa, Chordata, Actinopteri, Cypriniformes, Nemacheilidae. Gene Ontology annotation, molecular function: GTP binding; GTPase activity. Bases 200 to 829 code for a protein of 209 amino acids. The record is from RefSeq and is a predicted model, not a curated record. The transcript has 5 exons.
GAGGCAACGGGAGCGCACGAGUCUUGUAAACACCUUGCUGGACACCGACACGCACUCAAGGACGAACACAGAGGAUGCGACUGUCCAUUCCGACCCACAGACAAUCGUCUUUUUAAAAUCGCGCACAAGAUGUGGCGCGCGCAUUAAGCGGAGAAGACUUUCAUUCUUUUGCGGUCUUUAACCGGACGCGUUUCAACCAAUGAUCAUGAAUGACAUAAAACUUGCAGUUAUGGGAACCGAGGGUGUUGGGAAAUCAGCACUUAUUGUUCGGUUUCUAACUAGACGAUUUAUUGGAGAGUACGCAUCCUCAACAGAGUGCAUUUACAGAAAGCGCAUGUCUAUUGAUGGACGGCAGUUGAAUCUUGAACUAUAUGAUCCUUGUUCUCAGCCGUGUGAAGGGAAGUCCACUCUCAAUGAGCAGAUCCACUGGGCCGACGGCUUCGUGGUGGUUUACGACAUCAGCGAUCGUUCCUCCUUCCUCACGGCCACCGCCAUAGUGCACCUCAUCCGAGAGACUCAUCUAGGAGUGACUAAAAGGGACAGGGACACAGACUCUGUGAUUUUCCUGGUGGGCAAUAAGCAAGACUUGUGCCACGUGCGGGAGGUGGACAGGGAGGAAGGCCAGAGGCUGGCGUCCGAGUGCCGCUGCCAGUUUUACGAGCUGUCCGCCGCAGAGCAUUACCAGGAGGUGGUGCUCAUGUUUUCCAAAAUUGUGCGAAAUGCCAGUCUGGGAGGAAAGGCCAAGGACCGCCGGCGCCGCCCUAGCGGCUCUAAGUCCAUGGCCAAGCUCAUCAACAACGUCUUCGGCAAACGACGGAAAUCGGUUUGAGAACUUGAAGACAAAAUGGACAAUGGUUACAGGAUAGACAUGAGAUGUGGCAUGUAAACGUGUCUCAGGAUAAGUCACAUUAAACUCCAAAAUCUAAAUCAAUGCAUUAAAAGUACUUUAUUUUUAUUUGUGAAAUUAAAUAUGUGAUAAUUGAGAACACUGCCCCCACAAAUUUUCAGUGUAUUAUUUUUUUUGUAUUACUUUGGUGCAUGAGUCUAUAUGUUUUUACAUCAUGGUUGUAUUUGUUCUAUCCCGUUUACUUCAAAUUUGACCUUUUUAUUAUAAAGAACACUGUAUUAUAUGAACGAGAAUCUAAUAAGGGAUUCCUAUUAUUGAGGAUUAUAAAAGAUAAUUUUCUGUCUUAAAGGAUUAGUUCACCUUCAAAAUGAAAAUUCUGUCAUUAUUUGCACGCCCUCUUGUCAUUUCAAACCUGCGUGACUUUCUUUCUUCUGCAGAAAACAGAACAAGAUAUUUUGAAAAAUGCUUGUAACAGAUUGACGCCAUUGACUUGCAUUGGUUUUGUGUAUUAUUCCUUUAAUAAUAAUGGCACAAUUUAGUUUAGUUUUGGGUGUGAAUUGAACUUGUUUCCUCAUUGCUUACUUUUUGCUGUUGUCUUGUCUAGUCAUCGCAGUGAUUUGUACUGUGUAAACAUGUUCUGUACAGCGUCUACUUUUGCCUUAAUAGGGUCUUUGAUAACUUUUUGAAGGUGUAAAAAAAAACGAAUAGCCUAUAAAAAGCAGAGGAUACUGACAUUUUAGCUUGCGAGGCUUAAAGCCAAAGUCAGCUCUGUAAUAGUCAUUGAGAAAGUGUUUCUUGUGCUUUUAAGUACCUGUUUACUCACUGUUUUAUGAAAUGAAAUAUCUUGCGUCAGGUAUUGUAUGAUGCAAGCAUUGACAUACUAUGGGAUUAUAAAUCUCCUUGUCAGACCACUUUGAAUUCAUGUAAAAAAAAUGUGCAUUAAAAUAACUAUUGAUUAAGUCAAA